AUGACUAUACAGGAUCACAAUUCAAUCCAUCCCAAUGUUAUUCAAGAUAUUUCUACUGAUGCUCCUGGAAUCGUUGCUGGCGAGUUGGCUGCAGAAGAUGAAGGAUUAUUAAGUAAUAAUGCUUUGAAAACUCAUACAUACGGAUCAGUAGCAACACAAGAAACCCAUUAUGAGAUUGAUGAUCCUAAUGGAGGAUAUGCCUUACCUAAAGCUCAAUUAUAUACUGUUGUUUCCAGUUUAUUUAUGGCAUCUUUUUUGGCAGCUUUGGACGGAACUGUAGUUACUACGUUAUUGACUUUAAUUGCUUCAGAAUUACAUGCAGUGUCAAACAUUUCGUGGAUUGCUACUGCUUAUUUAUUGUCAUCGGCAGCUUUUCAACCUAUAUUUGGUAAAUUAUCUGAUAUAUUUGGAAGGAAGACAUUAUUGCUUGGAUGUAGUACAUUGUUUGCUGUUGGGUGUGCCAUCUGUGGAAUCGCUGACUCAGUUUUAGUUUUAGUUAUUGGUAGAUUUGUCACUGGAUGUGGAGGAUCAGGGUUAACUUCGUUGGGGACUAUUACCAUGUCUGAUAUAAUUCCAUUGAGAGAUAGAGGAUAUUUCCAAGGAUUGGCUAAUAUUUUCUUUGGAUUGGGUGCUGCAUCAGGCGGAGCCAUAGGUGGAUUAUUAGCUGAUUGGCUUGGUUGGAAGUAUGUUUUCAUUUUACAAGUUCCUUUAGCUUUAUCAGUUUUCUUUGCAAUUUAUUUUUUCUUGAAUUUACCAGAAGGUUCACCUGGAUUAGGUAUGGAAGGUAAUGUUUCGGAAAAGUUGAAGCGUGUUGACUUUUUAGGAUCAUUCUUUUUGGUUAGUUCUCUUAUGGUAUUUUUAAGUGCAGCCUCCUUGGGUGGUAGAGAAAUUGCUUAUUCAUCAUUUACAUUUAUUGGAUUAUCAAUUUCUGCUCUUGCAUUAUUGGCAGCUUUUGUUGCUGUUGAACUUUAUGUCUCACAAGAGCCAAUAUUACCAAUAGAAUUGUUUGCCAAUAGAACUGUUUUAGCUUCCUCGUUAACCAAUUGGUUCUAUACCAUGGCCAUUUUCACAACGUUAUUCUAUGUUCCAAUUUAUUACAGUUCUGUUAUAGGAUUAACACCUACACAAAAUGGGAUGAGAUUGGUACCUAACUUUUUUGGUGUAUCAUUUGGUUCUGUUGGAGCCGGAAUUUAUAUGAAAAAAACUGGUCGUUAUUACAAGUUGGCAGUUGUAGCAGGUGUGCUUGCUAUAUUUGGUGUGGCAAAAAUAGUGUUACUCACUCCUAAUAUCCCAACAUGGCAACAGUUUUUAUUGUUAAUUCCUUCAGGAUUGGGUUACUCAUGUAUAUUAACUGUUACUUUGCUUGCCUUGAUUGCAGCUGCACCUUUAAAAUACCAAGCUUGUACCACAUCAAUUCAAUACACUUUCAGAUCAACUGGUUCUACAUUAGGGGUGUCUGCUGCAACGGCAGUUUUCCAAAAUGUUUUACUCCACCAAUUGACUAACAAAAUCAAUAAAUUAGUUACUGAUCCUAAAGAAGCGGCAAAGAUUAUUGCCAAAGCUUUGGACAGUACGGAGUACGUAAAUGAGGCUCCUAAAUAUGUUAGAGAAGUUAUAAGAGCUUCAUAUGAUGCUGGGUGCAAGGGAGCUUUUGGAUUUGCAUUUGCCACCAUUGUUCUUGGUGUCAUUUCAUCUUUGUUCAUGAGAGAGCACGUUUUACACACGAGCAUUAAUAGAGACUAA
This is a messenger RNA of Candida dubliniensis CD36, 1743 nucleotides long. RefSeq lists its product as uncharacterized. The record is from RefSeq and is a predicted model, not a curated record. The coding region runs from base 1 to 1743 and encodes 580 amino acids. The transcript has a single exon. Gene Ontology annotation, cellular component: fungal-type vacuole membrane. Gene Ontology annotation, biological process: transmembrane transport; basic amino acid transport. Gene Ontology annotation, molecular function: basic amino acid transmembrane transporter activity. Lineage: Eukaryota; Fungi; Ascomycota; Pichiomycetes; Serinales; Debaryomycetaceae.